Acromyrmex echinatior (Panamanian leafcutter ant) is the source of this 399-nucleotide messenger RNA. It is a transcript of the gene SNRPG, whose product is annotated as small nuclear ribonucleoprotein G. The record is from RefSeq and is a predicted model, not a curated record. Gene Ontology annotation, biological process: mRNA splicing, via spliceosome; spliceosomal snRNP assembly. Gene Ontology annotation, cellular component: U5 snRNP; catalytic step 2 spliceosome; U2-type prespliceosome. Gene Ontology annotation, molecular function: RNA binding. Lineage: Eukaryota; Metazoa; Arthropoda; Insecta; Hymenoptera; Formicidae.
ACAUCUACUGGCUGGCAUAGUUUGGCAUAUAGUUUAGCAUCACCGGUAAAUGUAAUUAACAAGGUUAUUGCCGGUUAUUGCACAAUUUUCCACAAUUUUUGUGAAUCUAUCAGUAUACUCAAGUAUUGGAAGGUUGUUACUAUAACCGAAAAUGAGUAAAGCACAUCCGCCAGAGCUUAAGAAAUAUAUGGAUAAAAGAUUAUCCCUAAAGUUGAAUGGUGGCCGGCGUGUUGUUGGAAUAUUGAGAGGUUUUGAUCCAUUUAUGAACAUGGUCAUAGAUGAAAGUAUAGAAGAAUGCAAGGACGGUACUAAAAAUAAUAUAGGAAUGGUGGUAAUUCGUGGCAACAGCGUCAUAAUGUUAGAAGCUUUGGAUCGAAUAUAAUACAUAUUUUAUUAGAA